CUGAACCACAGCCAAGGGGUCUCUCGCGCUGCCUCCCCUAGAACGUUGUCAACAACGGUAGCCCCAAGAUGCAUUGUCGCGUAUCUGCCACGCGACAUCCUUGCCAUGGUGUUUGACGAACUCUCCCGUUACGACCCCAGGCCGAUUCACAACACCUGGCUUGUCCAUAAGUGCUGUGGACCUCCACUAUGGAUAGACGCAACAUACGUAUGCAGACACUGGCGGUCGACCGCUUUAUCAUGCCCCUCGCUCUGGGCCACCUUCUCAUUGUGCUCUAUUGACUGUCAACGGGAGUACUGUUCUCGUUGGGGCAAGAUGGUCUUGGAACGCGCGGGAGAAAAGGUGCCCCUGCAUGUCCAUGUCGACUUCUCGCACGUGAGGCCAGGUUCACAGGCGUACGAAACGCUUGUCAGAAACCUAGGACGCCUACGCGAAAUGUGGAUUGACGAAGCACUUACCUCGGACCUUCGAGCCAUGAUGGCCUCCUCUGCCGAUGACUUACAAUCCUCCCCGUUGAUGAUGAUAGAAUCCCUGCGAGUCGAGUUCCAGAUGUUUGACUACGAGCAAGAAAGAUCCACAGCGAGAUCCACACUGCCCUUCCCCCCCAACCAAUGUCCCCGGCUCAGGAGUCUCAGCGUACGCACGAAGCUCGUGGACCCCGACUGGCAGAGUAUCGUCGCCCUGUCUACCAAUCUCGUCUCUUUCGAGUUUCGUGGAAUUUUAACCCGAUUUGUACCGGGUUACCCGGACAUGCUUCGCGCGCUUAACUCCAUGACGGCACUGAAAGAGCUUCGACUUCAGCCGACUUUAGCAGUUGAUCCAGCUUGGGACGAACACAAAGAGGUCAUUGCUUACCUACCAGAUCUGACUUCAUUGACGAUCAUUACCAAUGUUAAUGUCUGCCUGUCCCUCCUACCUCGCCUUCGGUUUGAUCGUUCAAAAGCGGAGAUCUCUCUUCAACUGACAAGCCCCAACUUAGAAAGCGCAGAUGUCGAGGAAGCCCUCACGAAGCAUGUGUUGCAAAGGCUUGUCGCGCUGUGUCGGGACUUUGACGAUAUCCGUCGGUCAGGAGAAAAUAUUCACCAGGAAGCUACGUCCCUCACUGGAGAACAAGAACACCCCGAUUCUGGCUCUGACCCGCUGAACGACAUUGACAUGACCCUUCACUCUCCCUCCUUCACCGUACUUCUGGACAAGCCAACGAGAUCAAUUGGCUUGACUAUUGACCUCUCCCCCAUCCACAACAACCGCUACCACCACUCGACCACGAGGUCUAUUCCAGCUUUCGCCGGACUCAAGUUGACGUACCACGCACGGCAACAACAUGCUGAUUCAGCCAUCUCCGCCUUAGUCCAAGGCCUCCCCUCUUUCUUCGCCUACACUCAGACCAUCAUCGCUAUUUCUUCGGCCCCCUGGCCAGAUGACCUAUGCGAUGUUCUCCUGGGCCACGCUCCUGCCAUGCGCACUCUCCAGCUUAGUGGCCUGACUCGCGAAGGCAGCCGGUCGAUUUUCGCCUACUUGACGCCCCGUUCACACAACGCUAAGGAUGGGGAGAGCCACAAUGUACUCCCGUGCCCGAAGCUUCGCCAAGUCACUAUCGAGGGCUAUUCGGUUGUGGAUGGCUGGCGAGAUGAUGAAGGAUAUGAAGACGUUGGUGAACAGAUCUGGUUCUUCGCUCCGCUUAUCAAGUGUAUCGCCGCUCGCCGACUACUAGGAUGCCGCAUCGAGCGCAUUGUGCUGGGUGUCGAGUGCGAUGUCGAGGUAUACGAUGUUGAUGACCUUAGAGACUUUCUGAACUUGGAGGUGGACUGGCUUCCUCAUUUGAACUUAAGAUAAAUCUGUCUGAUUGUUACAUAGGCGCAAGGUAGAGAGACAACACCGUACUUACCCUUCGUUUGAUUCGCAACUUGUGGGAACGUUUUUGCUUCGAGAUAGAGACAUUUCAUUAAACCAAAGUAGUAGUACUACUUAAGGAAUGGCUUGAAGUCGUAUCGUAUGUGUAUAUGUGAAAAUGCAUCGUUCCAUUCGC
Messenger RNA from Coniophora puteana RWD-64-598 SS2, 2029 nucleotides. RefSeq lists its product as uncharacterized. The transcript has 2 exons. NCBI's taxonomy places the organism in Eukaryota, Fungi, Basidiomycota, Agaricomycetes, Boletales, Coniophoraceae. Bases 106 to 1836 code for a protein of 576 amino acids. The record is from RefSeq and is a predicted model, not a curated record.